AGUACUGGAGCCGGUGCUGGAGGAAGGAGCGGUCGAGUUGAGAUCACAAAGGGCUGUUAGAAGGAUUUGCAGUUGGGAAAGUCAAAUCAAAAUCACAUCAAAAUCUGCCAGAGUCUCUCGAUUCGUCAGGACCUGAAUGUUAUCAUCCUUUGAACAUGGAAGCAAAAAGCACUGUUCACACCAGGUCGAAACCAUGGAAAUGUGGGGACUGUGGGAAGGGAUUCAGAUCUCCGUCUGAUCUGGAAACUCAUCGACGCAGUCACACUGGGGAGAGGCCAUUCAUCUGCUUCGUUUGUGGGAAGGCAUUCACUCAGUUAAUCGGUCUUCAGACACACCAGCGACUUCACACUGGAGAGAGGCCGUUCACCUGCUCCGUGUGUGGAAAUGGAUUCACUCGCUCAUCCCACCUACUGAAACACCAGCAAGUUCACACCAACAAGAGAGAAUUUCAAUGCCCCGACUGUGAAAAGAGCUUUAAAAACCCACAUGGACUGAGGGAGCACCAGCGCAUUCACACUGCAUAUGCACCGUUCAGCUGCUCACAGUGUGGUAAGAGGUUCAGUACAUCAUCCCACCUUCUGACACACCAACGAGUUCACACUGACGAGAGACCUUUUAAAUGUCCAGACUGUGGGAAGUGCUUCAAAAGUUCUAUGGAUCUGCAAUACCACCAACGUAUUCACACUGAUGAGAGACCAUUCAGAUGCUCUCACUGUGGUACUGGGUUCAGGCAAUCAUCUCAUCUCACUGCACACCAGCGCACCCACACUGGGGAGAGGCCAUUCACCUGCUCCAAGUGUGGAAAAAGAUUCACUCAGUCAUCCAACCUGCUGACACACCAGCGAAUUCACACUGGGGAGAGACCAUACACCUGCUCCGAAUGUGGGAAGGGAUUCACUCGCUUAUCCCACCUGGUGACACACCAGCGAGUUCACAAGUGAUUGCAGGGGUUGGAUUCUGCUGUUAUUGCUGCUGUUAAUCACAUCCUGGACUGAAUCAUGUUCAUUCUGACAGUUGGGGUUGAUCUCUAAUGUCAGUUACCCAGUUCAGACUUAGCAUGUACCUGCACCAUCUCUCAAUCAUGUGUGAAUAGAUCAACAUUGUCUACAAACCUUGUUUUAAAUUUAAAUCCACUCAGAAACUGUAAAGAUGAACGUUAAACAGAUCACAGUGCAAUCCUGCAGCUCUAUAUUGACCGGAGAAAGUCUGUUCUGUAACUCGAGGAUGAGGCUCGGUAAGCUCUGAAUGUUUGUGAUCACAAGUAGGCUCAAGCUAUUUGAGAGACGACGGGCUGUUCAAAACUGUUAACUGUUAAGAUAUUGAAGGAAUUACUCUGAAAGUAAACUCACCAAUUGUUAACCUCAGCCUCUGCUCCCUGCUGUAAUUAAUACUCAGCAUCCAUUCGUGCUGAUUUACAGUGAAUCACUGAAUAUUCUGUGGAGUCUUUGUUCCUUGUUUUGUGAAGUAGCUCUCCCCAUUAGUGCUGAACUGCUGGAUAACUCUGAUUACAAUUAGACACGUCUAGAAAGGAUCUGUGUGCCC
Messenger RNA from Carcharodon carcharias (great white shark), 1542 nucleotides. Its product is annotated as zinc finger protein 774-like. NCBI's taxonomy places the organism in Eukaryota, Metazoa, Chordata, Chondrichthyes, Lamniformes, Lamnidae. The record is from RefSeq and is a predicted model, not a curated record. Gene Ontology annotation, molecular function: DNA-binding transcription factor activity; RNA polymerase II cis-regulatory region sequence-specific DNA binding. The transcript is spliced from 2 exons. Gene Ontology annotation, biological process: regulation of transcription by RNA polymerase II. The coding region runs from base 156 to 941 and encodes 261 amino acids.